AUGACUGCCGACGACAACGGGCCUCUGUACUUGGGCUUUGACCUGUCCACACAACAACUCAAAGCCAUCGUCGUGGGCUCCAAUCUCAAGACCGUUGGCCAGGCGCACGUCGACUUUGACGCCGACUUUGGCGCCGCCUACAACAUCACCAAGGGCGUCCACGUCCGCCCCGCCACCGGCGAGGUCUACGCCCCCGUCGCCUUGUGGCUCGAGUCGCUCGACCUCGUCCUGGCGCGCCUCUCCGACGCCCUCUCUCCCGUCCCGCUGUCCCGCGUCCGCGGCGUCAGCGGCUCCGGCCAGCAGCACGGCAGCGUGUACUGGAACGCCGACGCGGAGCGGCGCCUCGCCGCGCUGGACCCGGCGCGGCCGCUCGCGCAGCAGCUAGAUCGUGCGCUGGCGCACGAGUGGUCGCCCAACUGGCAGGACCAGAGCACGCAGGACGAGUGCGACAGGUUCGACGCGGAGCUCGGCGGGCGGGAGCAGCUGGCGCAGGUCACGGGCAGCGGUGCGCACCAUCGAUUUACAGGACCGCAGAUAAUGCGGCUUCGUCGCGUCCACCCGGACGUCUACGCCAACACGUCCCGCAUAUCGCUCGUCUCGUCGUGGCUCGCCUCGGUGCUCCUUGGGCGCAUCGCGCCGCUCGACGUCGGCGACGUCUGCGGCAUGAAUCUCUGGGACAUGGCCAACCAGCGUUGGAGCCCGGAGCUCCUCGCGCUCGCCGCCGGGCAGGACGGCGCCGAGGGCCUGCGCGCCAAGCUCGGCGACCCGUGCAUGGACGGCGGCGAGUCCCUCGGUACCAUCUCGCCGUACUUUGCCGCACGGUACGGCUUCAGCCCGGGAUGCCAGAUCCUGCCCUUCACCGGCGACAACCCGGCGACGAUCCUCGCGCUGCCGCUGCGGCCGCUCGACGCCAUCGUGUCGCUCGGCACGUCGACCACGUUCCUCAUGAACACGCCCGCCUACAAGCCCGACGGCGCGUACCACUUCUUCAACCACCCGACGACGCGGGGGCACUACAUGUUUAUGCUGUGCUACAAAAACGGCGGCCUGUCCCGGGAGCGCGUGCGCGACGCCCUGCCAAAGCCCGAGCCGGGCGGCACCGGCUGGGAGACGUUCAACCAGGCCGUCGUCGACACGCCGCCGCUGGACAUCCACGGCCGAGACGACCGCGCCAAGAUGGGCCUGUACUUUGACCUCCGGGAAACAGUGCCCAACAUCCGCGCCGGGACGUGGCGCUUCACUUGCAGCGCCGCCGACGGCAGCGAUCUGCGCGAAGCCGACUCUGCCUGGUCCAAGGCCACCGACGCGCGCCUCAUCGUCGAGUCCCAGGCGCUCUCGAUGCGGCUGCGCUCCCAGAAGCUCGUCCACAGCCCGCGCGACCAGCUCCCCGCGCAGCCGCGCCGCAUCUACCUCGUGGGCGGGGGCUCGCUGAACCCGGCCAUUGCGCAGACGCUCGGCAGCGUGCUCGGCGGCGCCGACGGCGUGUACAAGCUGGACGUGGGCGGCAGCGCGUGCGCGCUGGGCGGCGCGUACAAGGCCGUGUGGGCGCUGGAGCGCGGCUCGGGGGAGACGUUUGACGAUCUGCUGGCCGGGCGCUGGCAGGAGGACGGCGCGAUUGAAAAGGUGGACGUCGGGUAUCGUGAGGGGACGUACGAGCAGUACGGCAAUGUGCUGGGUGCGUUUGAGGAGAUGGAACAGAGGCUACUAGCGGAGGAAAAGCAAUAG
This is a messenger RNA of Akanthomyces muscarius, 1725 nucleotides long. RefSeq lists its product as uncharacterized. NCBI's taxonomy places the organism in Eukaryota, Fungi, Ascomycota, Sordariomycetes, Hypocreales, Cordycipitaceae. The transcript is spliced from 3 exons. The coding region runs from base 1 to 1725 and encodes 574 amino acids. Gene Ontology annotation, molecular function: D-xylulokinase activity. Gene Ontology annotation, biological process: xylulose metabolic process; D-xylose metabolic process. The record is from RefSeq and is a predicted model, not a curated record. Gene Ontology annotation, cellular component: cytosol.